Molecule: messenger RNA, 2702 nt
Organism: Chara braunii
Lineage: Eukaryota; Viridiplantae; Streptophyta; Charophyceae; Charales; Characeae
Source: the annotation of a GenBank genome assembly
ACAGAUCCCCCAUUUGCGCAUGCGGUGCUAGGGGAUGACAUUGACCUGUUCCAGAGGACACUGCGUGAUCAUCACCGUCGGACAAUGGAGGCGGAACUGGCCAGGGAACGAGAGAUUGAAUUGCUGGAAUCAGAUCCGUUUAAUCCUGAGGCUCAACGGAAAAUUGAAGAAGUAAUCAGACAGAAACAAAUUGAUGAGAACAUGGAAGCGGCAAUUGAGCACAAUCCAGAGGCUUUUGGACGAGUGGUUAUGCUGUAUGUGGAUGCAGAAGUCAAUCGAGUUCCACUAAAGGCGUUUGUGGACAGCGGUGCUCAGUCGACAAUUAUGUCGCUUACCUGCGCUGAAAGAUGUGGGAUAGCGAGAUUAAUGGACAAACGGUUUUCGGGAAUCGCAAAGGGCGUAGGGACAGGUCGGAUUAUGGGUCGUGUGCACGUAGCUCCUUUAAAGCUUGGUAAUAAUUACUAUCCAUGUUCGUUCACCAUUAUUGAUCAGCCUGAUGUUGAGUUCCUUUUCGGCUUAGACAUGUUGCGAAAACAUCAGUGCCAGAUUGAUUUGAAAGCUAAUGUUUUGAGAGUUGGUGGAGGUGAAGUUGAAGUUCCGUUCUUACAAGAAAAGGAUCUUCCUCCACAUAUGCGUGGAAUUGAGGUCAGCGAUGACUUACCUCAUCAGAUGGCUCCGUCGUCAUCAACUGCCUCUCCACAACGUCCUCAGUCCGCUCCAGCUCAGGGAGUAGCUAGUUCCCCUGUAAGGCACGUACCGGCAGCUGCGGCACCUCCAUCCCCGGCACGUCCUGCACCAUCUCCAUCAGGUCCUGCAUCGACCCAUUCGAGUAUGGAAGAGAAGAUCGCCAGACUAAAGGAGUUGGGUUUCGAUCAUGAUGCUGUUGUUGAAGCGCUGACGUUGUUCGCCGGCAACGAGCAAGCAGCAGCAAGCUUUUUGUUCGGUGGGUAGAGACUCGAGAGAGUCUAGAGACCCUUUUGUUUACGGGCAUGUUCCACGCAAAACGCUGAGGCAAUGGUAAGCUUGUUGUUUUCAAAUUUUGAAUUUUUGAGUAAUAUAUGAGCAGCAGCUUGAAAUGGUUUGAGUCUGAAAUCAGGGGGUGGCGCCGGGGCCGGGGUGGGAAUCGACAUCCGAGGUGACCAGAGUUUUUACUUUUUUAGCUGAGAAAUGCUCCCAUGCCCUGUUGUUAACAGGCAGUUGUCAGUUCUAACAGGAGGAAAGUUGCAGGAAACCCUUUGUUAUUAUGUUUUAGUAAUGGUCUGAUUAUGUUUUUGUUUUGUUUUUUCUUUUUUCUUUUUUUUAGUUGCUAGGGAUGCUGAUAAGAGCAGUCACCACUAGCAAGCUGGGGGAGGCUCAGUAAUGGUCUGAACAGUGGAAUUGCGGCAUCAUCAUGUUUGUGUGCUGAUGAUGUCAGGAGCAUCGACCAGUGUACUCCUAAACCACGACCUCUGGGAUGGGAGCCCUCGUCUGCAGAUAGGGAACAAAGGGAAAACUGUGCCCUUUGGGUCAUCAGUGGAACGGACCAACUGAAAAAGCGCUGGGCUCUUGCUCACCGGGCCGGUCAUCAAAGGUGGGUGGUGUGGUGGUUUGAAGUUCAAACUCUGUGGCUGUGAUUAACUUUCUGACUGUAGAUAUAGGGCGGCUCGCUCUUCACAGGGUAGGAGGGGUAUCAGUGGCUGCAGGGUCAGGUAACGGAGGGGGGUUGAUGAUCGAGAGAUUUUCGUUUGGGGGUAUGGUCACGGCAGCUUCGAAACAGGCUCGGCAAGCGUUCUGGCGCGGAGGGGGGUGAUGAACGAGAGAUUUUCGUUUGGGGGUAUGGUCACGGCAGCUUCGAAACAGGCUCGGCAAGCGUUCUGGCGCGCUGAGGUUUCGGGGCUUGCACCCGGUGCAUCUCAGAAUAAGAGACUGUGCUGUCUAGCUGUCAGUUCCCAGAUGCAUGCGAUCGAAAGUUCUUGCUGGCGGCGAGCACGCGAGAACCGAGCCUUCUAGUGGGGACAGCGAGACGGCGGUCCUCCGUGAUGUGAUUGUCGUCAACUCACAAGAGAGAGGAACUUACUGGAAGCGUCGAUUCUUGCAUUUUUCUGCCAUGGGUUCUAACCUACCUGGACAGUGCUGGAAGUUUGGAACAGGGUGAAUACACUGAAUAGACAGCAGCCAUUGAUUGUGCCAUGGUGGCGCGCCAGUCACAGGUGAGGCAGCAAAUUGCUCAUGUUAUCAGUGUUAUAGAAGUUAUAUAUUGCUCGCAAUAGUUUGAUGGGUUUGCUAACGUCAGUCGGGUACUCGUGUGGAGGAGUGGAAUACAGAUAAGCAUGGGGGAGAAGUUUGGAACGUUGCCUCUCCUCGUCAGGGCUCGGCCGUCUGUUGAUAUUAUUUCUUUUUUCUUUUUCUUUAAUUAAAAAACGAAGUGAUUUUUGUGGCAGUGCUGGGCAGUCGUGGGCUAUGCAUAGUCUUGCAGUCACUUUCUGCAACAGAGACGGUUGAGUUGUACUGUUCUUUUUUUCUUUGUUCGUUUUUGUUUAACAACUCGGCUGAGCCUACUCUGGGGAGCGAUAUGAGCAUCUCCCCCCAAGUAGGCCAUCCGGUGGUGGCCCCAUUCUAUUGGUGGGGGUCGGCACCUGCUGGAAGUCGGGUCCAGCAUCCCACACUUGAGAUGUAUCAAGGUGUAUAUUGAAGAGAAAUUGGCUUAUGCUUUCAGGAGCGUU